AUGGCGACCAACAACAUCCUCAAGAACGUCUAUGGCCCAGGCACUUUUACCGACGCCUUUUUCACUCCUCUACCCGCUGAAUGCCAUCGUUUGCUAAAGUUCUUCGCGAGAGUUACGCCUGGCUUCACCAACAACGCUUCACUUUUAGACAGCGUUGAGUUCCAUGGUGGAGACCUUCCCAUUAUACCGGGUCCGCUCAAAUCUCAAGCCCUGUCAGCUGUCUGCCAGGCCAUGAUCGGCAUCGUUGGGAAAGAAAUCUGUCUCUUGAAGGACUUCGAGGCUGGAAAUGUCAUUAUCGACGUUGAUAAGUCGGGGCUCUACCCGGCUACACCAGGGCUUGUGUUCAUUGAUGGUAAGAAUCUAAAAGAAAUCCAGCAGCAAGGUAUACUAUUGAAAGCUGGAGCGGAUUUGGACAAGGGCAUCUUUCAUAAGAACGCAAUGCAUUAUCGUUCUUGGUCUCUAUAUCCAACACGUGAUCCCCACGUCUGGUAUCAGAUUCUGAGCAGCUUAAAUCCACCUGCAUUCCUUAGGGCGUACGGGCUGGACCCAGAUGCAGCAGUCUCUUCUAACAAUGAGGCUUACGAACUCAUCAAAUCAGAGAUGGUGAAAUACUCGGCUGCUGAACUUGAUCAAAAAAACAUGGAGUAUGGUUUCUGUGGACAGACAUGCUACACACCGGAACAGUGGAAGAACACGACCAUGGGCAAGAGUCUUGCUGCGCAUCCCAUGAUUAACUAUCGACAAGUGGUUUCAACAUCAGACUUGCCACCAGUUCCAUUUCCAAAGUCAGAGGACAAACGUCCUUUAGCCGGAAUCAAGGUCAUAGAGCUUUCCAGAGUCAUUGCCGGGCCAGCAUUAGGAACAGCUUUAGCUUCUCUCGGUGCAGAUGUGAUUAAGGUCCAAAGUCCAAAUCUGCCAGACUUACAGGCUUUAAGUGUAACUCUAACUGCUGGAAAGCGUAAUCUUGCUCUUGACAUCUCGGUUGAAGAAGAUAAGAAGAAGUUACAAGAUCUUAUACAGGAUGCCGACGUUAUUAUCCAAGCUUUUCGCCUGCGUUCUUUGGAACGUAAGGGAUUUGGCCUGAAUGAAGUCCUUCAGAUGGCCAACAAACGUGGUAAGGGAGUUGUUUAUCUUGACUUAAACUGCUACGGCCCGGAUGGCUACUAUUCUGAGCGACCUGGCUUCCAACAUAUCGCCGAUGCUGCAUCCGGCUGUUCUUAUGUCUGCGGAAAAGCUUAUGGAUUUGAAGAGGGAGUUAGUGUACUCCCCCCUCUACCUGUCGCCGACAUGCUUUGCGGUGCUGUUGGAGUUAUCGACAUACUGUUAGCACUCCGUGACCGCGCAAAGCAUGGAGGGUCUUACCAUGCUACCGUUGCGCUUACGGCUAUAGAUACAGCACAGUUGGACGAAGAGGUUGGGCUAUAUCAUCCAGAGAUUGUCAAUAAGAUCCAAGAAAAAUACCAGUUUCAACCCAUGACGCCUGAGCUCCAUGUGGAAGAGUUGCUGCUCAUCUUAAUGGCCUCUUGGAAGCAACAUUCGGAUAUAUUGAGAAGAGAUGGAUAUAUGGUAACCUUUUCAGAGACACCAUGGGGAAAUACCCAUACUAUUCUCUCUCCUAUUAUUCAAUAUGAGAAUAGUUCUGCGAAUCCACGCUGGACGCAUGGUCCAGUCCCUUAUUGCGCUAGUACUGAUGUUAAGUGGAAAUAA
This is a messenger RNA of Trichoderma gamsii, 1707 nucleotides long. RefSeq lists its product as hypothetical. The transcript has 3 exons. Gene Ontology annotation, molecular function: catalytic activity. The coding region runs from base 1 to 1707 and encodes 568 amino acids. The record is from RefSeq and is a predicted model, not a curated record. NCBI's taxonomy places the organism in Eukaryota, Fungi, Ascomycota, Sordariomycetes, Hypocreales, Hypocreaceae.